Molecule: messenger RNA, 469 nt
Organism: Scaptodrosophila lebanonensis
Lineage: Eukaryota; Metazoa; Arthropoda; Insecta; Diptera; Drosophilidae
Product: protein phosphatase PP2A 55 kDa regulatory subunit-like
Exons: 3
Coding region: 178-372 (64 amino acids)
Source: RefSeq, a predicted model, not a curated record
UGUAUCUCAAAUUAACAAACAGUUGUAAACAAAACCAAUCAGAAAUCACGUUAAAAACCAAAUAGUAGACUACGAUCCAAAAUCCAGUUUCUAAAGACAAUACAUCUUAUCUUUCGUACAUACCAGUAUACAUAGUGACGCAAUUGUAGUGCCACAUAACCCAAGAAGAAAAGAAAAAUGGGUCGCUGGGGACGCCAAAGCCCGUUGCCAUCGGAAACUCAGCUGCCGCCGAUUCCUCCGCCCCUUCCGCCGCGAACCCUCUUUCGACAAUCGAGUUUUACAAAAAUUGGCAAUAUGUUAAACACGGCCAUUAAUAUAAAUGCCCCGAAGAAGCAGCAAAAUUCAACGAUUUGGCCAACUCUUCCGUCAUGAAAUUGAACUUGGGAACCAGAAUCGAGUAAGGCCCUGGCUAGUUGGAAAUAUCCUGAUUGAUCCAUAACUUGAACAACUGCCGUAGCAAAUAUGACCU